GAGGUGUUCUUUUGUGUCUCGAAGCCAGAGGAGAAAUUAUCCUGUGCGUUUUGUUUCUUGCCGUUGAAGCUGCCUAGGCUUUUGUGUUUACUUCAGUUUCUCGACGGCUCGCGCUUUCUGCGCCCUACCCCCUUGGUCCAAAGUCGUCGAUCUCGCUUUGUUCCGCGCGUGGCCGGUUCCUGGCAGUCUUCUUGGUGUAUCCUUUGAAUUCACUGAAUUAUUGAAUUCCCCUCGAUGAGCUUCUUGAACCCUUAGUCUCGCACGAAUUCCUAACGAAAUUACGCCUUGUGUUCCUUACUUGGGCCUACCAUUUCAAGAAUAGUCGCUGCAUUCGAAGCCGCGUAUUGGCUAGGUUUUCGCAAUCCCAAACGCGUUUUGACCCGAUUACUCCAGGAAAUUACUUGCAACACCAUCCUCCCCAUUUUUCCUUCGAAUAGCCGUUAAUUGUCCCAAUUACUGCCUUGGAAACCAUGGCUACGCCCGCUGCUCUCCCUCCGCUACCAUUCAACCCUUCAAGGGUUCGGUCCUACUUGCUUCGACUACCGCUCUUCACACGACUGAUCCUUCUCGCAAUAAUUAUAUUCUGGUUGCUUGAGUUGCAGACGGUUUGGGCUGUUGUACAAUGGGGAGCUUUAGUACCGGACGAGAUUGGACUAGGUACCAUGUACCGGCUCAAUACCUAUCCGUUAAUUCACACGGGGUUCUUUCACACUUUCAUGAAUCUUCUAGCCCUUACACCAUUGCUAGAGCGAUUUGAAGCGGAGCAUGGUACUUUGACCGCUGUUGCUUUGUUCAUUGGGCCUCUUUCCACAUUCCCAGCGGGUAUCUAUCUUUUGAUCGAGAAAUUUAUUCUGCACAGGAAUACUGCAGUGGUUGGUGCAAGUGUCUGGGUGUUCCUUCUUUUGGGUUCUGAGUCCAUCAGAACAUUUAAAUCCAACCCAUAUUUCAGCCUCGGAAAUUACAAGAUUCCAACUUGGACUUCGCCCCUGUUUGCGUGCGUCCUGGUCUCUAUCCUUAUACCCAAUACCAGUCUCCUUGGACAUCUUUGCGCCAUUCUCAUUGGUUAUUUGCUCGGCCUCGGUUACCUCAAGGUGUUUGUCCCGCCAGAGAAGGUUUUGAGGUGGAUUGAAGGAAAACUGAACCUCCUUGGACGUCUUCCACACUAUGUGUCCGUGGACCAGAAGACAUACGGUCGUUAUGGGGUCCUCCCAACGGCUAACGCUCCAGGGGGCGAACGAGGAACACCGAUGAGCUUUCUGAGUGGCUCAACACAGCCUGCAAUCCGCAAACUGCGGAGCAAUCCUCAUUUGCUGUUCGUGCGCUUGCCGUACAUCUUAUCGUUUCUUUGCAUUGUCGCUGGAGUAAUCUGGCUUCUCCUCCUACCCCUCGAUGACUACUCCCGCCGAACCUACAUCUCUGAAAACGCGCUUCUACCAGGCCAGGUCCAUGCAUACUUCUCCGGCAGUGAACAGCAUAUCUUUCGCGGGUACAAGAAGGAAAUAGAAGGGUUGUUGGAUAAGCAUCGGGUCGAAGGACAAGAAGGGAGAAAUGACGAGCUCACCCCGGAGAUUUCGGAUAAAAUACAGUCGAUUUUGAGGGCUGGAGGAUUGAAGGUUGCGACGCAGAGCUACGAGUACACACCUGCCGGUGUCACACACAAGGGGAAGAACGUGUAUGGUAUCAUUCACGCCCCCCGCGGAGAUGCAACGGAGGCAAUUGUGCUCGUGGCAGCUUGGAAGACCGUGGAUGGCGAGCUGAAUCUUAAUGGAGUCACUCUCGCACUGACUCUGGCGCGAUACUUUAAACGGUGGUCGUUAUGGUCCAAGGAUAUCAUAUUCGUGUUUCCUCCUGAUAGCAAAACAGGAACUCAAGCGUGGAUCGAUGCAUACCAUGAUAUGCAGCCAGAAACGGUCCAGCCGCUGCCCCUGAAGAGCGGUGCAUUACAGGGUGGUCUGGUAAUCGAGUAUCCUUUCGACCACCGAUUUGAAUCCCUGCACAUUGUCUACGACGGCGUCAAUGGCCAGCUGCCCAACUUGGAUCUUUUUAAUACAGCAGUCUCGAUUGCGAGCGGCCAGAUGGGAAUCGGAACCCGACUGCAAGAGAUGUGGCAACAUAAUGAUAGCUACGAAAAGCGGCUGGAAACCAUGCUCAGAGGAAUGGUCAAGCAGGGUUUCGGGUACGCUACUGGUGCUCAUAGCAGCUUUAUGCCGUACCACAUCGAUGCUAUUACCCUCCAGACAAAGGGAGACGGCUGGCAAGAUGAGAUGGCUCUAGGCCGUACUGUCGAAGGUCUAUGUCGCAGCUUGAAUAACCUAUUGGAACAUCUGCACCAAAGCUUCUUCUUCUAUCUUCUCAUGCAAACGCACCGGUUCGUCAGUAUUGGCACGUACCUCCCUAGUGCCAUGCUCAUUGCAGGAAAUUUCACCAUCAUGGCUAUUGCUCUUUGGCUCCGAACCGGAUACUACAUGAGCCCCAAAAGCACUACAUCAUCUACUGUUAAGAAAACAACCACUGGCGAGAAGUCGGCAGCCUCGCAAAAGAAGCCUGAUGAUAAAGGCACUGUUGCGCCAAUAGAGGAAUCAUCCAACGGCAUUACAGAGCGCCAGCUUGCGCUCCCUCUUACUCUUGUCGUUGGCUUGCAUAUACUCGGUCUCAUCCCCCUCUACAUCUUCAAUAAUCUUCCCCACGAAUCCUUCACACUCGCAACCUAUACUUGCAUCGGCGUCAACGCCUCCCUCCCCCUCAUCCUCGCCGCAAUUCUAAGCCAAAGCUCCACCUCCUCCCCAAACACAAACACUCAACAAUCCCACCUUAUCAAAUCCCUCUCCCUCCUCCUCCUCGGUCUCUUCCUCUCCACUCUUGCCACGCUCAACUUCUCGCUCUCCUUCAUGAUCGGCCUACUCUGCGCUCCGCUCAGCUUCGUCGGCCAUAUCAGCACCCAAACCAGGCCUGCCCUCCGCUACGCCGUCUCCACCCUAGGUCUCAUCUCCCUAAACAUCCUUUCUCCCCCUGUUGUUCUCCUAGGAGUCUGCUGGUACUUUGGUGUCUCUGUGGAAACGGUCCUCACUGAGGCCGCCUUUGGGUGGGAUGUCUGGGGUAUGUGGACUCAGGUGGUUGUGUGGUGUGUCUGGUGGCCUGCUUGGGUUACAGGGUGUGCGUUGUUAGGAUUUUCCUUGUUCUGAGCUUUUUCUUCUUCUUCUCAAACUCAAGAGCAAGGCAUGAGCGUGUAUAUGUAUAUGUGCAUGUGCAUGAGCCAAAGCGUAAGCGUUCGCUCUAGAUAUGAUUUCUUAUAUUAUUACCUCUUUUUGUCUAUUUCUCUCUCUCUCUCUCUGAUUUGGUUAUCUAUCUAUAUCUACUUCUUUAUUUUAUGUAUCUGAUAAUCCUUGCAUUUUAGCCUUGCUGUAUUUGGAGAUAGGUUAUGGUUGUCUAGUGAGAAUGUAUUAGGUAUAUAUACUAUAUAGUAUAUACUAUGUGGU
This is a messenger RNA of Aspergillus ochraceoroseus IBT 24754, 3476 nucleotides long. RefSeq names its product GPI-anchor transamidase subunit GAA1. The record is from RefSeq and is a predicted model, not a curated record. The transcript has 10 exons. Gene Ontology annotation, molecular function: serine-type endopeptidase activity. NCBI's taxonomy places the organism in Eukaryota, Fungi, Ascomycota, Eurotiomycetes, Eurotiales, Aspergillaceae. Gene Ontology annotation, cellular component: membrane; GPI-anchor transamidase complex. Bases 471 to 3182 code for a protein of 903 amino acids. Gene Ontology annotation, biological process: attachment of GPI anchor to protein.